AUGGUGGCUUGUGCCGAUCUCUACCUUCUCAUUUACCUAUCACCGAUCUUUUCAAUAGCGGCCUUUUUGAUGACAUUGUUGGUGGCUUGGGUGACAAACACUCACCGAGGCAUCGUUUCCGAUGUGCAAAUUAAAUCAAUUUGCUUGAUCGACGACUACUUGCAAGUUUUGGUGCCACGCGGGAUCGCGAAACGAUUAAAACAGGACGAUUUUUUGAAUGUCGACGAGGCCACGAAAGCGGAUCGAACCGGUUUGGGACCAAGCGCUGGAGCACCAAAG
Mesorhabditis belari is the source of this 279-nucleotide messenger RNA. The record is from the annotation of a GenBank genome assembly. Lineage: Eukaryota; Metazoa; Nematoda; Chromadorea; Rhabditida; Rhabditidae.